Molecule: messenger RNA, 2997 nt
Organism: Dendronephthya gigantea
Lineage: Eukaryota; Metazoa; Cnidaria; Anthozoa; Malacalcyonacea; Nephtheidae
Product: eukaryotic translation initiation factor 4B-like
Exons: 10
Coding region: 10-2370 (786 amino acids)
Molecular function (GO): RNA binding
Source: RefSeq, a predicted model, not a curated record
UUUCUAAACAUGGCGGACACAGGUGGAAAAAAGAAAGGGAAAAAAAAGGGCACGAAAAUGCUCCUUACGACCUUUUUGUCGAAUGAUACCUCGCAAGGCAGUGGGAGUAGCGUUGUAUACGCUGCCAAGCCUACUAAUUCUACUAGCUGGGCAGACGAAAGUGAAGAUCUUCCCGUUCAUGGAGGCACUUCAUGGGCUGAUCCCUAUCCUCCGCCCCAAGAAGUCCAGCGUAUAGUUUUACCCACAGCUCCUAGAGCUGCAAGAGCAGGAGCUGUUGACAUGUCUACUCUGCCAAAGGGACCACCAUACACCGCAUUUCUUGGCAACCUACCAUAUGAUGUUGAAGAAGAUGAUAUUUUCCGCUUUUUUCAUAAUGUUCAGGUCAAAGAUGUUCGCCUACCAAGAGAGUCGGAUAACGGCAGACUUAAGGGCUUUGGCUAUGCAGAAUUUGAUGAUAUAAAUGUAUUUUUGAAUGCUCUACAGUUAGAUGACCAGACUCUAAAAGGAAGACGUAUACGAGUUGAUGUUGCUGGACAAUCACAAGGAGCUGAUAAAGAAAAAGAAACUAAUAGAGGACGCGAUCAACCUUCGGAAUCUGAUGGAGAUUGGCGUGCGGCUCCGAGAAGUUCUGCUCCUCCCCCCGGACGAGACUCGAGAGAGAUGGAUGGUCGUGAUCAGAGACGAGGAUUUGGGAACGAUUCUGGCAGAGAUGACCGAGGGGACGACAGAGAGUGGAGGUCAGCUGGUGAUAGGAGGGGAGAUUUUGGUGAUCGAGAUGGUAGAGGGGGUGGAUUUGAAAAUAGGGAUGGUUACAGAGGUGACUUUGAUCGAAAUAGAGGCGGUGGAUUUGGAGGUGAUAGAUAUGGCGAAAGGGAUGGUUAUGGAGAGAGGGAUGGUGACAGAGAUGGGUAUCGAAAUAGAAGAGGUGGGUUUGGUGGACGUGAUGGUUAUGAUGAAAGAGGGUAUGGUGGGAGAGACAGGGGAGGUUUUGGAGAUAGAAGGGGUUUUGGCGAUAGGGGUUAUAAUGAUCGAGAUAGAGGAUUCGGUAAUAGAGAUCGGGGGUUUGGUGACCGGGAUCGAGGCUUUGGUGAUAGAGAUCGAGGAUAUGGUGAUAGAGAUCGGGGAUAUGGUGAUAGAGGUAGAGGAUAUGGUGAUAGAGGUAGAGGGUAUGGUGACAGGGAUAGAGGGUAUGGUGACAGGGAUAGAGGAGGAUAUGGUGACCGAGAUAGAGGAGGAUAUGGUGAUCGGGAUAGAGGAGGAUAUGGUGACCGAGAUAGAGGAGGAUAUGGCGACAGGGAUAGAGGAGGAUAUGGUGACAGGGAUAGAGGAGGAUAUGGUGACAGGGAUAGAGGGUAUGGUGAUAGGGGAAGAUAUGGUGAAAGGGAUAGAGGGUAUGAUGAUAGAGGGUAUAAUGAUAAAGAACCUGGUGAUCGUAGCAGAGAUUUCGGGGAUAUUCGAGAAAGAAAUGGCAACGAUCGUGGAGAAGAUGAACAAGCAAGGGAAACAAAGGAUGAAACAAGAUCGGAUGAUAAAUAUGAAAACGGUGGCGAACAAAGGGAAGAAACCCGACCACCAACUGAGCGCCCGCGUUUACAACUCAAACCUCGGUCCGUACCAAAAGAAGAUACAUCCAGCGACGCGAAAAGUCCGGCAUCAUCAGCAAUAUUUGGUGGAGCAAAACCUGUUGAUACGGCGACGAGAGAAAAGGAAAUCGCUGCUCGGUUGGAAAAAGAAAAUUCUGAAAAGGAAUCUCGCGAACCUGCCGACGGAAGGGGCGGCGAUCGUCGAAGGCUCAAGUCCACAGGAAGCGAAGAUGGUGAGAAGAAGUUUGAAAAGGGUCAUUCGCCAUCUAAUUUGAAACGACCAGGAGAUCGUGAUGACACCGAAGUGGGUCGUGGUGGAUCGAGAUCAGGUAGAGGGCGAGGGGACCGUGGAGAUACGGAUGUGGGUCGUGGUGGAUCUAGAUCUGAUAGAGGGCGAGGGGACCGCGGGGAUACCGACGUAGGUCGUGGUGCGUCCAGGUCUGAUAGAGGACGUGGUCGUGGAAAGGGUCCGGGUCGGGGUGGAAAGCGAGAACCGAAGGUCGUUGAACUGAAGAAGUACGAAGAACCAGAGGUUAAGGUCUGGGCAGCGAAGAGCAAGUUCUCUGCACUUCUUGACGCAGACGAUGACGAUGUUGAUUUAGGAAGUGAUGAAGAAGAAGACAAUGAAGAACGUGAUGUUGAAGGAGAAACUGUGCAAGACGACAGCAGAGUGGAAAAAGAACCCGAGGAAUUGGCUGAAGAUGCGGAAGAAAAUGAAAAGCAAAAUAGUGAAAAUGUGCCUGAGGAUAGAAAUGAGACGGAGACGCAAGAUGCUCAAGAUGAUUAAUGACGAUAGCAAGUAAACACUAGAGAGAAAAAGACGCGCAACUGUUAGCAAAUCUUCGACAUUUUGAUCUGAGGACGAAGAGAGCAAUCGCUCUUCGCUUCUUUUCAGAAUUGUUUUUUGCAGUAGUGCGCACAAACAAACCAUAGAGAAUUUGAUGCGGAAACAUUUUUUCCCGACGCCCUUUCUGAGAGUCUGUGCACAGUGUCUACGAAAGGCUGUUUCCGUAAACAAUACUUCCACUUUUCAAAUAAUUUGUUUACGUAAUAAUAUUUUGAUGACUGCGGGGAACAAUUUUAAGAUAUAUAUAUUUGAAAUUUGUGUACUCUUUCAUUUUUCUGCGUAGGGUGGCCCGCGAAUGUUGUGGCUUGAACACUUUGAAAAAGCUUGUAAAGCACAGCAUUGUAUAAUAUGUAUCAUAUAUUCCCCAAAGUGGAAUGCCACAAGUAAGUUAACGGCAUUGGCAAAGCUCGCUAAAAAUCUUUUUACCUCUUCAAUAUCAUUUUGUUGUCAAAAGACUGAACAAAGUGGUAUAAUAUGUUAUAAGACUUUUAUCAGUUAGUGACAUAUGCAUGCUGUGCGGAGCUAAAAAUCUAUGUUGAGUAAAUAUUCCAAGUUGUAUGAUUUUUU